GACUCAAAAAAAUAGUUUGGUCUAUCAAUAAACAACAGAAACCUGUCGUUUAGAUGGAUUCAAUUUUUGUCGGAUUUUCAGAUUUUGGGAUUCAGUAUUUUUGGCUAGGCCUAGUGAAGACCACAUUAACUUUGGUCAAAUAAUCGAAACAAACUCCUCCUUACGACCAAAACCAGUGAACCUAGAAAUCAAGCUUUUCAAUUUCAUGCAUACUCGAUUCCGACUUUGCUCAUAUCCGUAUAUAACUCUUGCAUUCCAAACUCGAUCUCCAUCCAAAAUGGCAUCUUCUGGGUUUUGUUCACUGGUUCCAACUGUCACCUCCUUAUUCUCGUCCCACGCGCUUGCACGGUGGCGUUCGAGUUCUAUGUCUCCUCCUCCGCUGCGUAUUUCCCGCGCUUUUUCAGCUGCAACCACUGUUCCAAUAAGCUCCUCCUUCACUUGGGACGACGUAAUCGAGACCGGUCGGGAGGAGUAUACGCCUCACAACUCCUCCGAUCUCACUGGAUUUCUCGAGAAAGUCGAUCGCUGCAAUCGCGGAUCCGAAAAGUUAGCUGAGUUCAUUCCAUUUGUUAUAGAGGAACAAAUCGUUGGUUAUAUUCAUAAAGGAUUUACGGAGUACUUGAGGGAGUUUCAUGAUAUCUUUACAUUUUCACAAAAUGGUUCUUACCAUGAUCGCGUUGAUGGCUUUGUAACGCUUAAUCUGAUGCUUGAAAAGCCUGAAGAUAGAACCAGAGCAGUUGCAGAUGUGAUCAAAGUCUUGGGUGACAAAGGAAUCAUUCCAGGAAUACGUAAUGAGCUUUAUCCUGUGAAACCAUCGUUUAAUGCCCCGGUCAUAUUUUCUCUUGAGCGUGCUGCUGCUCCUUAUUUCGGAAUAAAGGGUUACGGAGUUCACAUGAAUGGGUAUGUAGAAAGAGAUGCACAAAAAUUUCUAUGGAUAGGUAAGAGAAGUCUCUCAAAAUCCACUUAUCCAGGAAUGCUUGAUCAUCUGGUUGCUGGAGGAUUGCCUCACGGGAUUAGCUGCGGUGAGAAUCUUGUAAAGGAAUGCGAAGAGGAAGCUGGGAUUUCCAAAGCCAUUGCUGAUAGGGCAAUAGCUGUUGGUGCUGUUUCAUACAUGGAUAUCGAUCAGUACUGUUUCAAACGUGAUGUGCUUUUUUGUUAUGAUUUGGAACUCCCUCAAGAUUUUGUUCCCAAAAAUCAAGAUGGAGAAGUAGAGAGCUUCAAGUUGAUUCCAGUAGCCCAAGUUGCUAAUGUGAUUCGGAAGAAGACUAGUUUUUUCAAGGCGAACUGUUCCCUUGUCAUUAUUGACUUCUUGUUUCGGCACGGGUUCAUCAGACCAGAAUCAUCGGGUUACUUGCAUCUAUACGGACGCCUGAGGAAUAAAGAUUGCUCAUAAGGAUGCUACUAUCUGAUGGUUGUAAGUAAAAAGCUCACUUUAUGGAUUAAUAUUAGAUACUUUGGCUAUGUAAUAGGUUCAUCCGUGUAUAUAAUAUUCUGCACUUUAUUUUAGAGUCUGCUGAGUCACUUCAGGUGCCUUCAUGAGCAUACACCAAUCAAGCAAGUCCAAAGAAUAAAAUUUAUUUAUACUGAGAGCAAGACAAAUUCACUAGAGUUUCCUGUUCUAUGAUAGACUAUGAGAUUCGAGGAAAAUGCUUCUCUAUUAGUUGUGACUUCUGGUUCCGGAAGCUAAUGAGCUCACAUGGAAAUUGAAGGCUAGUUUAGGGAAUCGGAUGGUUUAGAAGUUAGAAGUUGUUAGUCGGUUUAAACUUUGUGACAACCCCUGUCAAAACAGAACUAUAAAGCUCGAGUAAUGAGCAUCUUGUAACCGUGUGAUUUCGAUUCUGAGCUGAAUUGUUGGGACUAAA
Arabidopsis lyrata subsp. lyrata is the source of this 1862-nucleotide messenger RNA. RefSeq names its product nudix hydrolase 20, chloroplastic. Gene Ontology annotation, molecular function: 8-oxo-dGDP phosphatase activity. The record is from RefSeq and is a predicted model, not a curated record. The transcript is spliced from 9 exons. Lineage: Eukaryota; Viridiplantae; Streptophyta; Magnoliopsida; Brassicales; Brassicaceae. Bases 206 to 1393 code for a protein of 395 amino acids.